UUCUGUUUCACAUUUUAGAAGAGCGUCUUAUUGCCUCGCCUUUGUUGUACUAAAAUAAGUGUGUUAUAUUCUGCCCUGCCUUUAACUGAAGUAUAAUUGGUUUUUCACCGAAAAAUCAAUUUUUGAUUUGUAAAGAUUAAAGAAUACGCGAUUUGAAAUAUUGAGACGUGUAUCCAUUUCCUUUUAAUUUAUUUUGAAACCAAACUAUGAACACCAGGACAUUAACAAAAAAUUGUAAUCCUUUUAAAAAUAUUCAUUAAAGAAACUUGUGCCGAAUGCGAAUAUUUGUUGAAAUUGAAGUGUGAUUCUCAAGAAAAAAAAAAGAUAAAAAAUAUCUGAAAGAGUGAAUUUCUCAAGCACAAUAAAAAGAAGAAGAAUCAACAAUGGAUUUUGUACAAGUUGCAGAGGAUGAAGGAGAUGAACCGAUUGAGCUACCAACAGAGGAAGAUGGCACUUUAUUACAAUCAACUGUACAGGCCCAAUAUCCCGGAUCGUGUGGACUCAAAUAUCGAAAUGAAGAUACGAAAGCUGUCCGUGGAGUUCGAUUGAACGAAGGACGUUUCUUUCCACCAACUACGGAUGGUGGGUGGGGUACUCAAAUCUUUUUCUGUGUUUUUCCUAAAGAGAACAAACGAAAAAGUGAUGAUAACUUAGAAAAUUCAACAGCAAAAACAAAACGUGUUGAAUCGCGAGCACGUUGCACAGAUUUGAUUGUGCUUGGAUUGCCAUGGAAAACUACAGAAGAUAGUCUACGUGAACAUUUUGAAGAGUUCGGCGAUGUUUUAAUGGCUCAAGUAAAAAAAGACGUUGAUUCGGGUCAAUCUAAAGGAUUUGGUUUUGUUCGAUUUGCUUACUAUGAAGCACAGAAACGUGUUUUAUCGACUCGUCAUUUGAUUGAUGGCAGAUGGUGUGAAGUUAAAGUACCUAAUUCGAAGCAAGGAAUGGUGCAUCAAGUACCUUGUAAAGUAUUCGUUGGGCGUUGCACUGAAGACAUGACCGCCGAGGAUUUACGUGAAUAUUUUUCAAAGUUUGGCGAAGUAACAGAUGUAUUUAUACCAAAGCCUUUUCGCGCAUUUAGCUUUGUUACUUUUUUGGAUCCAGAUGUUGCUCAAUCCUUAUGCGGAGAAGACCAUAUCGUAAAAGGUAUAUCCGUGCAUGUUUCAAAUGCAGCACCAAAAACUGAACAAAUUCGAAAUAAUAGUGGUGGAAAUCCAGGCAAUUAUAACAACUACAAUAGAUAUGGUGGAAAUGGCAACCAUGGAGCAGCCAAUGUUCAUGGCUUAACACAACACGGACAACGUGGCACUCACAAUAAUGGCUAUGGAAGUAAUAUGAACGGAGGCAGCGGUUUAGGGGCUGGUCAUGGUCUUGGGGGUUCAAAUAACGGCGGUAUGAUGGGAAAUGGACUUAAUGGCUCUAACAUCGGCAUGUCUGGCCUGGGAAAUGGUUCCAUAGGUGGUGGUGCAAAUGGGGGUGGCUUAGUUGCAACAUCAAAUCCAACAUCAAGUAGACAAGAUAACGCUUUACAAGCAUACAACCCACCAAUUCGUGGUAGUGGUUCCGGUAAUGUUUAUAUGCAAGGUCAAGCUAUACCACCACAACAACACAAUGGAGGAUGGAAUAAUCAAAACCGUGGCAACUUGGACAUGCCCAAUUUACAAGCCUUGGGAAUAAAUCCACAAGGUCAAAAUCCAUCUAAUCAAGGGCAAAGUCUUAAUAAUCCCCUUGGAGUCGGAUUAAAUUUGAAUCAGAUUUCCAUGAAUCCAGCUAUAGUUGCAGCUGCUCUUAAUCAAUGGGGUCUAAUUGGCAAUCUACAGAAUCAGUCACAAGACCAAGGAUUUGGCGGUGGUGGUGGGCAGAAUAGCCAGAGUGGGGCUGGAAAUCAAGGAAGUUUUUUAUCAUGGAUGACACAAGGUGGUGGUGGAAAUAGUAGUAGCGGACAAAGCUCAACGACUGCUGCUGUUAGUAACGAUACGCAGCAGGUAAGAAGCAGAAACGUCAUCUAAUGAAUUAUAAUGGAAAUCAUCAGAGUUGGCCACGGAAAAAUAAUACAUCAAAUACAGACGUGCAGGAUCAAAAACCUAAUAUGAUAUGAGUUUCCCUAAGGACGAUGUACUUCAGUUUUUAUUAUCAAAACUUUCUGGCUUUUUUAUCAUAAAAUGUUUUACAUGAUUUCUAGAAUUUAACAAAACAUAAUUAAAAGUGAAAUAUGUAUAAUAGAAUAUUGGAUACUUUUUAAAGUCUUCAAAACUACUUUUUUUUUUUAAUUUUGAAGUACAACAGUUUUUCUUUUCUCAUAUUUUCUAUGAGUAAAUUCUUCAAGGAAAAUAAAUAUUUUCCUAGUUAAAAUAAGCUUAACAUUGUAUGGUUUCGUUCAAAAAUUUCUUAAAUGUCAUAUAAUAAUACAUUUUAAAUUUGUAUCGAGUGGUUCGCAGUAGAUUAUCUCUUUUUUUAUGAUAGGUGCAAGAUAGGAAAUAAUGCACUAUACAGUGAAUCCAGUUUUGCAAAUCUUACAGUUGGAAAAUCUUACAAAUGUCGGUAACUUAAAAAAAUUAACAUGCAACUUUUUAAAAUACUAAUUAAUAUGAAGAGAGAGAAUUAAAUCAGUUAAUUACUUAUGACAAGCACAUCUUAAGUUGCAAAAAAAAAUGUUAUACAUUCUGGUUGAUAAUGAUGAUGAAUUAACUUAAUAAUGUUCUUGAUUGAAAAGAAAUUUAAAUUCCCUAAAUAAUGUUCUUGGAAAUAAACUUAAGUAUAUAACUACAAAA
This is a messenger RNA of Eupeodes corollae, 2768 nucleotides long. Its product is annotated as TAR DNA-binding protein 43-like. The transcript is spliced from 7 exons. Lineage: Eukaryota; Metazoa; Arthropoda; Insecta; Diptera; Syrphidae. Gene Ontology annotation, cellular component: nucleoplasm. The record is from RefSeq and is a predicted model, not a curated record. Gene Ontology annotation, biological process: regulation of gene expression. Gene Ontology annotation, molecular function: RNA binding. Bases 384 to 2006 code for a protein of 540 amino acids.